Bubalus bubalis (water buffalo) is the source of this 2888-nucleotide messenger RNA. It is a transcript of the gene SIM2, whose product is annotated as SIM bHLH transcription factor 2. Gene Ontology annotation, molecular function: DNA-binding transcription factor activity, RNA polymerase II-specific; protein dimerization activity; RNA polymerase II transcription regulatory region sequence-specific DNA binding. Bases 11 to 1819 code for a protein of 602 amino acids. The record is from RefSeq and is a predicted model, not a curated record. NCBI's taxonomy places the organism in Eukaryota, Metazoa, Chordata, Mammalia, Artiodactyla, Bovidae. Gene Ontology annotation, biological process: regulation of transcription by RNA polymerase II. The transcript has 10 exons.
CCGAGGCGCGAUGAAGGAGAAGUCCAAGAAUGCGGCCAAGACCAGGAGGGAGAAGGAAAAUGGCGAGUUUUACGAGCUGGCCAAGCUGCUCCCGCUACCAUCGGCCAUCACCUCGCAGUUGGACAAGGCGUCCAUCAUCCGACUCACCACGAGCUACCUGAAGAUGCGCGCCGUCUUUCCCGAAGGUUUAGGAGACGCGUGGGGACAGCCCAGCCGCGCGGGGCCCCUGGACAGUGUCGCCAAGGAGCUGGGAUCGCACUUGCUGCAGACUUUGGAUGGAUUUGUUUUUGUGGUAGCGUCUGAUGGCAAAAUCAUGUAUAUUUCGGAAACAGCUUCUGUACAUUUAGGCUUGUCCCAGGUGGAGCUCACGGGCAACAGCAUUUAUGAGUAUAUCCAUCCUUCGGACCAUGAUGAGAUGACGGCUGUCCUGGCAGCCCACCAGCCUCUUCACCAUCAUUUGCUCCAAGAGUAUGAGAUCGAGAGGUCAUUCUUUCUUCGAAUGAAGUGUGUCUUGGCGAAAAGAAACGCUGGCUUGACAUGCAGUGGAUACAAGGUCAUCCAUUGCAGCGGCUACCUGAAGAUCAGGCAGUAUAUGCUGGACAUGUCCCUGUACGACUCGUGCUACCAGAUCGUGGGGCUGGUGGCUGUGGGCCAGUCGCUGCCGCCCAGCGCCAUCACCGAGAUCAAGCUGCACAGCAACAUGUUCAUGUUCAGGGCCAGCCUCGACCUGAAGCUGAUAUUCUUGGAUUCCAGGGUGACAGAGCUGACCGGGUACGAGCCUCAGGACCUGAUUGAGAAGACCCUGUACCAUCACGUGCACGGCUGUGACGUCUUCCACCUCCGCUACGCGCACCACCUCCUGCUGCUGAAGGGCCAGGUCACCACCAAGUACUACCGGCUGCUGUCCAAGCUGGGCGGCUGGGUGUGGGUGCAGAGCUACGCCACCGUCGUGCACAACAGCCGCUCCUCCCGGCCGCACUGCAUCGUGAGUGUCAAUUAUGUCCUCACGGAUAUCGAGUACAAGGAAUUGCAGCUGUCCCUGGACCAGGUGUCCACGUCCAAGUCCCAGGACUCCUGGAGGACCGCCUUGCCUACCUCACAAGAAACUAGGAAGUUAGCUAAGCCCAAAAACACGAAGAUGAAGACGAAGCUGAGAGCAAACCCUUACCCCACACAGUACGGCUCGUUCCAAAUGGACAAACUGGAGUGCGGCCAGCUCGGAAGCUGGAGGGCCAGCCCCCCUGCCCACGGCCCGGCUCCCCCAGAACAGCAGCUCCAUUCAGAAGGCAGCGACCUUCUGUACGCCCCAUCCUACGGCCUGCCCUUCUCCUACCACUACGGACCCUUCCCUCUGGACUCUCACGUCUUCAGCAGCAAGAAGCCUGUGCUGCCGGCCAAGUUCGGGCAGCCCCAGGGACCCCCGUGCGAGGUGGCGCGCUUCCUGCUGAGCACCCUGCCAGCCGGCGGCGAGUGCCAGUGGCACUACGCCAGCCCCCUAGUGCCGGGCAGCCCGUCUCCGGCUAAGAGCCUUUCCGAGCCGCCGGUGAACCCUGCUCGGCACAGCCUGAUGCCAAACUAUGAAGGUGGGUCCUGUUUACACGAGGGGUGCGGGCAGGACAGUGGACGGCAGUGGCGGUGGGUGGCAGACGAAGAAAGAAUGCCCAGGCUCUGGGCAAACACGCCUUUCCUUCUGCCUCUGAGCGGGAGUGGCCGUGCCUUCCCGCCCUCACUGCGAGCACUUCCCGAGGCUGCAACCAUGCCCGUGUGCCUCGUGGGCACCAGGGACGGUGGAGAUGGGGUGUUGGGCCACCCUCCCUAAAAGUCCCGGACCCCCUUUGCUCCCUAAAAGGGAGGCAACAUGAUUUUCCUAUAUGGUUUCCCAGGUGGUGUUAGUGGUUAAAAAAAAUCUACCUGCCAGUGCAGGAGACACAAAAGAUGCAGGUUCGAUCCCUGGGCUGGGAAGAUUCCCCUGGAGAAGGAAAUGGCAAUCCACUCCAGUAUUCUUGCUCCGGGGAAAUCCCAUGGACAGAGGAGCCGGGCAGGCUAUGGUCCAUGGGGCCGCAGAAAGUCGGACAUGACUGAGCAGUUUAGCACAGCACAUGUAUCCCAAGAACCCCCAAGUGUAUUUAUUUUAUGAUUACUUUCUACUCCACCCCAAAAUGAGCACGAGACACUAUUGGUUUUCUUCUCAUGCCAGUUUUCAAAGCGUGGGAAGCAGUGGUGGAAAAUCACGGGCUUGGACAGAAAUGCCGAUGCCCACCCUAAGGCAAACUGCACAGGUCCUCCAGGACUCAGUUUCUUCAUCUGUAAGAUGGGAGCAUGAGCCACGUGGAUCAUACCUACCACAGGGCUUGGCAGGCAGACAGGAUUGGCCAUCCAGCGAGCAGCCAAGCAGAGGUCCUCUGUGGAGGUUUCACCAGCUGCCCCCAGGUGCAGACAGGCCCCUGCUUCCUUCCCGUGACAACCCCAGGCAGAGGGUAAGAGGAGGGGGUGGAGGGUUAGCUGCCACUCAGACCUGAGACUGUAGAGACUGUAGACCAGGUUUGUGCACGAGUCCCACAGGACCACUGAAGGCUGGGGAGACGAUACAAGCCCCCCGAAGAGUGACCUGCCUGGUGUCCCCUCCUCUUCUUCGCUCUUUGGAGGCAGGUUGGGCUCUGCUGCUCCUACAGCUGCUGAGCAAACUUCUUGCCCUGUGCUGCACCCCAGUCUUCACAAGCCUUUGAGAUACAGAAGAAGAGGGCUGGUGACAUUCUCAGAGAUUACCAGGACGUGUUUUUUAAAAGUAACCAGUUCAGAAAACAAUAUGCCAGCAACCAGGGCAGGGCAGGCCUGAGCUUUGCAUUCCUAAUAACCAUCAGUGCACCGGGUCCCCCAAAUAACCACAG